Molecule: messenger RNA, 195 nt
Organism: Acanthamoeba castellanii str. Neff
Lineage: Eukaryota; Discosea; Longamoebia; Acanthamoebidae
Exons: 2
Coding region: 1-195 (64 amino acids)
Biological process (GO): transcription by RNA polymerase I; transcription by RNA polymerase II; tRNA transcription by RNA polymerase III
Cellular component (GO): RNA polymerase III complex; RNA polymerase II, core complex; RNA polymerase I complex
Molecular function (GO): DNA binding; DNA-directed RNA polymerase activity; zinc ion binding
Source: RefSeq, a predicted model, not a curated record
AUGUCGUUCAUCUGCACCCCUUUCUUUUUUCGCUCCAUCCAAAUCUCAACAUCGCCCCUUUCAAUCUUCAGUGAUGCCUUGGACGCUCUGGGUCUCCGACGGUACUGCUGCCGCCGUAUGCUGCUCACCCACGUCGAUCUCAUCGAAAAGCUGCUCAACUACAACACGUUCGAGCGGACGAUACCCGAAAACUAA